AGUGUUGUUCUAUUACUGCAACUUCCGCAUGACUUCCAUCUUCUGUCUCUUCUACUAUAUGAGUCUUUAUAACAGUUACACAUAGUAGAGAAAAUCCCUGCCUUCUCAGUACGGUAAAAUAUCUAAUUCCAGCUGUUUGAAAGUGAAACAUUCGAUAAUAUGUCUUUCAUGUCCCAAUGGAUGAGAUAUUUUAGAGUCAAGGAUCUAGGCCCAAGGUACCCUCGCUGGGUCAAAGUUUUUUUAGCCCUGUCUUCAAUCCCAGUGAUAAUUUUGGCUAUUGUUUCGAUUGUAUUGCUUAUUCUGAAGUCAAGGUCUUCAACGAUAACGUCGUAUUCGUUGGUCGCUUUGGCAUUGGUACUCCUUAUUGCACUUCUUCAAAGGAUUGAUCUUGUACGGACGUGUCUGACAAGAUUAUUUCCAUCUACAUUUGGUUACAGAAAAGGUAUUUGUGGGGUUGUAAUAAGCUCCAAGCCCCUCAGGGACAUUCUCCUUUCUAUUGAUGAGUACUUGCCUUCUGAAGACAAAAACCAAGAAAUACAAGAAGAGUAUAAUAAAUUUUUAAAUGAUGUCAAAGUUGAACUAGAGGAGAGAAUGAUCACUACUACAUUCUCUUCAUUAUUUGUUGGAAGUGUAGCAGAAAGAUUUGGUAUUCCAAUUGAACAUGGUAUACUAAUUCCAAGAAAAGUGGAUGCUUUAUUGUGCGAUGUUGAUGUCAUGUUAUGUUGUGAUACAUUUGAAGCUUCAUUCAGUGGCCAAGGRAACAUUCACAUUGAAGACCUAAAGACAGAUAGAACAGACUCUUCAGCAUAUUGUCAAGUCAGUUUUCAGGGCCAAACUCCACACCAAAAAGUAUUGAAACCCGGUGUCAUCCUUGUCAAUGUAAAAGAUGCUGUGCUUUCUUCUAAAGCAACCAAUCUCCCUUUACGAUUCCCUUGUGUAUACUGUUGUGAAACAAUUCAUGUAAAUAUCAAAGGUCCGACCAUUAAGUUUCUUGUGGGUCAUGACAAAUUUGAAGGUGACAUCACAUUUUGUAUUAAAUGCGUUGAGUGGCCUCCAUUAAGUGAUUGGCCAAGSAGAGAACGAUUAUGGCCCAGCACAGAUGAUGUACAAAGGAUCACUUCCAAUGGYAUUCACUUAGUUGCCAAGCCAUUACCACCACAAAAUAAAGAAMAAGAGUUGCCAUCUUGGAGGUUUUCAUUCUCAUUAGCAGAAUUUGAACUGUCAAAACUUUUACCAGGUACAGCCAGAAAAUGUUUCAUGGCUCUCAAAAUCAUCUUCAAGGAUCACUUGCAAACAAUUCUUCCAAAUCUCUCAUCCUAUCACAUGAAGACAAUCUUUCUUAAUACUCUUGAGAAGAAACCAGAAAGUUUCUGGGAUGAUGAGAAUAUUGAAGAAUGCUUUGCACUGCUGCUAGAGGAAUUACACACUGCACUGGAAUCUGAAUUUUGCAAUCAUUACUGGCUUAGAAACCAUGUAAAUCUGUUCGACUUUCAAAACAAAWCUGACAAAAAGAGACUUUCUGUUCUUGCUAGAAAAGUGAAGAAGAUUCAAUCAAACCCAGCUCCAUACAUAAUUGAUGACAGUUGUUGUGGGUGUUUAUGUUGUGUUUCCAAGACAAACGUGGAAAAUGAGCAAACUUUACUGGUCAAUUCAGAAGAUGAAAUGUUAUUGACUGACAUAGUAUGAAGUUAACAUGACGAUGUGUUAUCAACCUUAAAACCUACAAACUUCGUAACGCAACAAAAAAGCCAAAAAAAAACCAUGCACUAUACCACACCAUACCUGUAUAGCACUAAAUAUAGGAAGUAUCCCCCGGGGUUAUCAGUUUAGCAAGCGCAUGCAAGAUACAUGUAAACGGUGUAAGCUGGAAAACACCAAUUGAACUAAGUCGCGUUAGUCAUCUAGCUAUAAUAUCAGUACAUCGUCAAUUUCAGUUGAACUUCAGUUGUAAAGACGUAAAGACAUUUCCAGUUACUUCUACCCUUUUCAAGUUACUUCUACAUUAUUUCCAGUUAUUUCUACCUUAUUUCCAGUUACUUCGACCAU
This is a messenger RNA of Exaiptasia diaphana, 2046 nucleotides long. RefSeq lists its product as uncharacterized. The record is from RefSeq and is a predicted model, not a curated record. The coding region runs from base 160 to 1686 and encodes 508 amino acids. Lineage: Eukaryota; Metazoa; Cnidaria; Anthozoa; Actiniaria; Aiptasiidae. The transcript is spliced from 2 exons.